This is a messenger RNA of Canis lupus familiaris (dog), 3295 nucleotides long. It is a transcript of the gene CABLES2, whose product is annotated as Cdk5 and Abl enzyme substrate 2. The record is from RefSeq and is a predicted model, not a curated record. Bases 1 to 1425 code for a protein of 474 amino acids. Gene Ontology annotation, biological process: regulation of cell cycle. The transcript is spliced from 11 exons. Lineage: Eukaryota; Metazoa; Chordata; Mammalia; Carnivora; Canidae.
AUGGGCGGCGGGCGCGGGCGCAUGCGCGCAGGCGGGGCGGCGGCGGCGGGCGGCCGGCGGGCUCAGUCGGAGGAUGGCCGCGGCCGCGGCGGGUGGAGCCCCGGGCCCGACCCCCGGCCCCGCCAGGGCCCCGCCGCCCGCGAGCCGCCCGGGCCGCCGCCGCCGCCGCCGCCGGGACCCCCGGGACCCCCGGGACCCGAGCCGCCCGCCCGCGGGGCCCCCCCGCCGCCGCCGCCGCCGCCCGCGACCCCCGCCGGCCUCCCCGCCACCCGGGCGUCGGCGCCCCAGGGCCUGCUCAGCCCCGCGCCCGGCCCCGGCCUGGGCCUCCCGCUGGACGGGCAGCGCCAGAGAAGGCGAGUGGCCUCCCAGCGCUGCUCGCUCGAGUUCCUGGAAGACGCUGUGGGAUGUGCCUCCGUUCAGAGAACCAAACACAUAUCCGGAUCCCCAAGACACAAAGGCCUGAAGAAGACUCACUUCAUCAAGAACAUGAGGCAGUAUGACACGAGGAACAGCAGGAUCGUGCUCAUCUGCGCCAAGCGGUCCCUGUGUGCAGCCUUCUCGGUCCUGCCCUAUGGAGAAGGCCUGCGGGUCAGUGACCUGAGGGUGGACAGCCAGAAGCAGAGGCACCCGUCCGGCGGCGUCUCUGUGUCCUCUGAGAUGGUCUUUGAGUUGGAAGGCGUCGAGCUGGGAGCAGAUGGGAAGGUGGUGUCUUAUGCCAAGUUCUUGUACCCUACCAAUGCUCUGGUCACACACAAGACGGACAGCCACGGCCUGCCACCCCAGCCCCGGCCCAGCGUCCCCCGGACUCUGCCGGCGUCCAGAUACAAAGCUGCCCCAGCCAAGUCAGCACCAACCGGCGCGGAACUAGGGACUGACGUGGGCGACGCACUGGAGUACAACCCCAACCUCCUGGACGACCCUCAGUGGCCCUGCGGCAAGCACAAGCGGGUCCUCAUCUUCGCAUCUUACAUGACCACGGUGAUAGAGUACGUGAAGCCCUCUGACCUCAAGAAGGACAUGAACGAGACUUUCCGAGAGAAGUUCCCCCACAUCAAACUGACGCUGAGCAAGAUCAGGAGUUUAAAACGGGAGAUGCGGAACCUUUCUGAGGAGUGCAGCCUGGAGCCCGUGACGGUGUCCAUGGCCUACGUGUACUUCGAGAAGCUCGUCCUGCAGGGCAAACUCAACAAGCAGAACCGCAAGCUGUGCGCUGGGGCCUGCGUGCUGCUGGCCGCCAAGAUCAGCAGCGACCUCCGCAGGAGCGAAGUGAAGCAGCUCAUCGACAAGCUAGAAGAAAGGUUUCGAUUCAACAGACGGGAUCUCAUUGGGUUCGAGUUCACGGUGCUGGUGGCCUUGGAACUCGCGCUCUACCUUCCCGAGAGCCAGGUGUUACCUCAUUACAGACGCCUCACGCAGCAGUGCUAGCCGCGGCUGGCCUCCCCGUGCCAGGAGCCACCGGGACAGCCCCGGCGCGGGCACACACACACUGGGGCCCAGGAGGUGUUCUGGGCGCUGCCGUGCACGCCCACCCAGCGGGGGCUCGCCUGCCCUUUGCGACUGAUGCCAUCGUCUUCACACCCUAGUGUCCUUCCAAAGCGCACUGUGCCACCACGUAUUCCCGAGGGCCUGCUUGUGUCAUCACAGGAGCAGGAUGGGAGGUUUUGUGUUCCUCCCCACGUGCCUGCAGGCGGGCUACACCGGCCGCUCACCGUGUAGGGUCAUCCCGGCUCUGCGGCACCCUCCUCCUUCACGUCUUCUGCAGGCAUCGCGGUGGAGAUGGGGUUUCCAGACCCACCGAACACCGAAAUUGCUGAAGUUAACACUGAGUAUUGGUCUUGGCUGUAUUGGGUUUUUGAAUGUGGAGACGCGGCACUGCACCCCCACGGCCUGGCUCCCUCGCAGCCCACAGCGCCCCGGGGCUGCCCACCGCCUCCCCUGCACCCACAGGCGGAGCUCUGGCAUUACGUUAAGGCAACCAGAGCAGACUCCAGUUUGUGUCCUUCUUUACUCUUCCAAGCAUCGUGUCACUGUGAAAUCCUGGUGCCCGAGUGUCGCACACCCCAGCGGGCCUCGGCGCAGACACUGGCCUGCCCCUCGGGGGACCCGCCCCUCACCUGUCACCAGGAAACCCUGUGACACUCUGGACGUUCAGGAUGACUGGAUUGCUUGCUCUUGGCUCUUGAUCUUCCUAAGCAAUAUUGUCACGGAGAAAAACAGUGUAUUUAUUGUUACUUGGGAUUUGGUCCUAUGGGUCUUUUUAAGGGAACAGAAUUGGUUACGUGAGAUCUGUUGAAGCUGUGACCUGAAGCCACAGUCGAUCCUCAAGCAGACGGGAGACAGGCUCUUCCACAGCUCUGCCCCCCACGGCAGCAUCUCCCUAAGGGGGUUCGUGCUCACUUCUUCCAGGCAGGAAGGGGUAGUGGCCGUCACCUGUAUACAGGCCUGUGCCCCACAUGCCCACAAGGCCCGUGGUCUUGGCGUCCUGCACGUCCCGGCCCCGCUUCUCCAGAGCACAGUGAAGGACCAAGGGGGUCUCCCCCUUGGGUGAGCUGCUGUCAAAAAUGACGUUGGCUGGGCCAGUUAGCUGCUUCCCUACCACUGUCCUGCAAACCUGUCAUGGGGGCUACAGCCUCCCACCCCUGUACUUGUGUGCACAUGUGCUUCUGCACAAAGGAGACCCCAGUGCUGCUCACCACGGCCCUCAGGCACCAGCAACUCCGUGCAGCCCGGCCCAGUGUCUGCCCGCAGGCCAGCUGGGAGCCUACAGUAUGGAGGCCGAAGCCCAAGUCCGUAUUCCCACUGUAUUUAUUGUAGAGUACCUCCCUGUCCCCCGCAGGGCGGCUGAGCCCACAUGUACCCUAGGGAGGAGGAUGGAGCUGCGAGGUCGGGCAGCCCCCUCCCGGGUAGGAGCCUGGACCACUGGCGUCUCAAGGAGGUUCUUGGGUUAUGAGCGUGGAGAGGGACCCAGCCCAUGUCCGCGUUGGGAACUCCCACGUGGACCUGGCCCCUGCCCGCCUGUAGCUCCCCACCCCAUGCGACCCUGCGCAUCCUGUGGUCAACGCAGAGCUGCCCGUGUGUUCAGCAGUCCUUCGACAAAGCCAGUAUUGAAGCCAGCCUCAAGCCCCCGUUCUCUACAAGCCUGGGUGCGUGACUGGAGGGCCGGCCGUGGCCCUCGGCACCUGUGCAUUGAAAAGCGUGCUAAGCGGCUAUCUGACCUCAUUGUCAAGUCACGUGUCAUGAUUUGUGUGCAAAUAGUCCUGUAUUUGUGGUUUCAAAUAAAUGUGGUUUUGCAACA